UGUCAGUUCGUAGCGGAAUAUUUUAAACACUGCUUGUAAUUAUGUUUUAUCGUUUCAACACAAUAUUACAGGACAAUGGAUUUACAAACAGAAAUUAUUUGACGGGACAUUAAAACCGUAACUAUUACCGGAGUCAUGUACCAUUUGUCUUGUUUACUGGAAGACGACUUCUAACACAAAGGACCUCAGCAGACUUUUGCCCAGUGUGCACGCAACAUGUGGUCACCAUGGAGACGGAGCACACUGCGGAACUUCGCCUUCACUCCGAGUUAUCCAUCCCAAAACGAAUUAGCCCCACCAACAAAAUAAGUACAGUCCUCAAACGUUCACAAUGAAGCGAAAACCACUUAGCUAACACCACAGCGGUCUGACGGGCGCCAUGGAGAGAAAAUAUGAGCUGUGUGGGCCUUUUCUGCCGAGGAGGCACCCCUCCUUGAAAACAAGUGCGGAAAUAGUAAGCGAAGCAAGACGCAUCCUACGAGCCCAGUCCACCCAGAGACCUUGCACUCCUAGAGAUGGACAAAGGCAACUUUUUGCAAGCCCUGUCCGUGCAGACCACAACAGCAGACCUUCAUCUACCUUCAGUCUUCACGCACAAAGUUUUGAUGUCUCAGAAUCCCGGCCAACAUCAGGGUCUCACCUAUCUCCCUUAGAACACAAGUCCAGGACUGCAAUUCCCGGUAAGGAUGAGGUUUCGAAGUCUUUUCCCAAACCUCCCACUGACUCAGUGGACACAAACCGGGGGCUGACGGGGACACGGGCGCGUCUUCUCAGGGCAACGUCUCUCACCACUUUACCUCCUCUUGCUGGACAUGCAGAAGCACAAGAACGAUUAAAACCAGGCGUGUCGAAAAAGCUACCGCCACCGCAGUCUUUGUUUUCUGGAGACCACAACAAAGUCUACAAUGUUCCCCAUAAACCUGGUCCACGCCGAACUCAAAGUGAAAGCAGACUAAUACAGCCCAAUGAUGAUCCAGGAGUCACAACCUCAAAGGGUGGACCAGAAUUUAGAACAGAUUUGUGCGAUGGAAAGAAGAACACAAGCACAGAUGCAGAAUCAAAGUGGGAUAGGAUAGCGCCUCUUCUCCAGCAGAUAAAAGCUGCAGCUGCAUGUGGCUGCUCUGAGACCUCCCUGGAGCAUCUGUGCAACUUGUGCGUCAGUCUCCAUGACUCCUUGGCAGAGGUCGGCAUGCUGGGCCGUCAUGGCUGCAAGAAGCGCUCCACUGUGCUGCGGACGCUGUUUGGGCUCAUUGACCUCAACUCUUCGCCGCUCGAUCUUCACGUCGCCGAGCUCUGCCUCGCCUUGUGUGUCAGUGGGAACAAUCUGCUCAACAUCUGUAAGCUGGUCUUCCAAAUUAGUCGCAAUGAAGACAAUGACGUUCUCUUCCAAGACAGCUCAGUCAUAGACCUGCUGCUCGGGCUGCUGCUUCGUGAGGAGGUGUCUGCAUCUGGAGAAGCGUUGUUUUACUGUGUCGGCACGCUUAAGUUUCUCUCAGGAAACGCUGCGAUUGUACGCCAACUGUUGGACAAAAACUGUAUGAGAGUGGCACAGAAGUUCAUAAAAAAACUCUGCAGAGUUGAGGACGCUUACUUCAAAAUGGCCAGACACAUCUUUGUACAGCUGACUGCCACCAUGAGGAACCUUGCUGAUCAUCCUGAGGCCCGCUCGAUGUUCGUCUCCUACUCGCUGAUGUCACAGCUUUGCUUGGUGCUGCAGCGCCAUAGCCAGGACCAAGAUGUCUGCACCAAUGUUUCUAGAAUCUUCAGUAAACUCUCCUCUUAUGCGGAGGGUCGCCUCUCACUGGCUGAGACCCCCGACUGUUACCAACUAUUUUUAGAACUCUUGAGCAAACAUCACCAAAAACAGGACCUGGUCGUGCGACUGCUUUUCACGCUGGGCAAUCUCACGUCCAAGAGUGACGAGGCUCGGCAGCAGCUCUUCCGCUGCGAGGCGUGUGCGGACACCCUCCUGCGGCUGUACGACGACUACCAGCUGAGGGAGGACUCGCCGCAACCCACGGCGGCCAGCGCACGGGAUGGCGAGGAUGUGCUGGUGAAGCUUGUCAGGGUGCUGGCGAACAUGUGCAUCCAUCCUGAUGUGGGCGCUGCGCUGGCCAGCAACACAACCUGCAUUCAGCUGCUGAUGGAGACACUAGAGCUGCGGUCCGUGCAGGAGAGCGAGGAGCUAAUUGUGAACGUGGCCGCAACCAUCAACAACCUGACCUGUUACCACAAAGACAGCUCGGCGCUCAAACGCAGUCAGCUGGCCAUUGCAGAGUUGAUGCUGAAGUUGAUGCUCAGCUCCAAUAUGGACGCCAUGCUGGAGGCCACCCGCGUCUAUGGGAACUUGUCACAGUCCAAAGAUGUGCGGGACUUUAUAAUACAAAAUAAAGUGCACAGGUUUGUUGUGACACUUCUGGACUCUAAGAGCCCUGACGUCUGCUUCUCGGCUUGUGGGGUCCUCACCAACCUGGCGCUGGAUCCUCCGAACCGAGCCAGUCUCUUGCUGGAGGGGGCUGCAGCAAAGCUGACCGACUGCCUGCGAGACUUCGGAGCAGGUGACUGGCAGCUGGCGGGCCAGGUGUGUCAGGCCUUGUGGAACUUAACAGGCGGCGGCUCAGAGAAGCUGCUGCACGCACAGGAGGGACAAUCGCUGCUGGAGAUCCUCAAGUCCUACUUAGAUGAAGACAAGGCCUUGAAGUGGACGGAAAACAAGGAUGUGAGCGAUUACCACAGAGCGUCCUGGGAGUUGGAGUUCCGACCCGCAGCCCAAAAACUACUGACAGAAAUUGUGACAUAAAAAACCAUGGGCAAUGUACCCUCAGGUAAACAUGAUAUGUUGUUAUCCAACUACCAGCUUGUACCGUACUACGGCGUAUGUGAAUGUUUUGAUGUGUUGUGCUGUUAUCUCAAGUCCUAUAGCCUCAUGUGAAUCCUCUUUAAAGCACUUUAAAGUCCAUUCCUUCAUUGCCUGGCAAACAUGAUAGCAUCCCUAGACUUGGAGGAUGUUCAUUCAGAUGACAACACCAGAAUCAUUUCAAAUGGCAACACUGAAAUAAAUCAAGACUAUUACUUAGUACCAUGAUGGAUCAGAGGGGGAAAAAUAUGGAAUCACCCUGUACAUUUGAUUUUCCAAAGAUUAAAUAUUUUCAUUAGUCUGCAGUUAGUGUUCACACCUUAGAGAGCUGUUACACCAGGUGGAUCAUACUUGCCAACCCUCCCGGAUUUUCCGGGAGACUCCCGAAAUUCAGCGCCUCUCCCGAAAACCUCCCGGGACAAAUUUUCUCCCGAAAUUCAAGCGGAGCUGGAAGCCACGCCCCCUCCAGCUCCAUGCGGACCUGAGUGACGUGUCGACAGCCUGUUUUCACGUCCGCUUUCCCACAAUAUAAACAGCGUGCCUGCCCAAACACGUUAUAACUGUAGAAUAAUCGAGGGCGAGUUCUUGGUUUCUUAUGUGGGUUUAUUGUUAGGCAGUUUCAUUAACGUCCUCCCAGUGCGGCAACAACACACAACAACAGCAGUCACGUUUUCGUCUACCGUAAAGCAGUUCGUCUGCCGUAAACAGCAAUGUUGUGACACUCUUAAACGGGACAAUACUGCCAUCUACUGUACAUGCAUAUGUGACAUUAACAUAUAGGGCUUUUAGAGAGUGCACUGCACAACUGCGCACAGAACAAGGAGACGAAGCAGAAUGCAUCAUCAGAGAGGGUGUUCAACAUGGUUAGAAAAAUAGUGACAGAGAAUAGAACAAGGAUGAACAAUUCAACCCUUAACUCAACAAUGAGUAGAUGAGUGUUAUGUGUGUGUAUAUGUGUAAAUAAAUGAACACUGGGUUUAUUGUUAGGCAGUUUCAUUAACGUCCUCCCAGCGCGGUAACAACACACAACAACAGCAGUCAUGUUUUAUUCUACCGUAAAGCAGUUCGUCUGCCGUAAACAGCAAUGUUGUUGUAAUAUAUUGAGUUGGAGGCAAUAACCAGGCGAGGCGAUGAAGUACGUCUCUUUACUGUAGACUUCAGAACAGACUCACACACUUGACGUCAGGUGCGCAACACCACGUAAAUCGUUGGCCAACCAAAAAGUAACCCCAGUACGCUAUAGCCAACAUUCACCAGGAGAUGGCAACAGACAAACAUAGAUCACUCUAUUACAUUCCUCCCCUUUUAGAAAUGUAGAGGUUACUCAAAAGAAAUAAACAACCCAACCAAAAAAUGCAGCAGCUCAAUUAUACAAACAGUAUUUUACAUCUUUAACACAGAUUUUUAUACUGUCUUCAGAGAUUCCGUUUUUUUGGUGGUACUCGAAACUUUUCUGGGUACCUGCGAAAGGGUGUUCUGCAUGGUUAGAAAAAUAGUGACAGAGAAUAGAACCUCCCGAAAUUGGAGGUCUCAAGGUUGGCAAGUAUGAGGUGGAUUGACAUGAAUCAUGGCUCCAACACAAGAGAUGUCAAUUGACAUUAUCCAACUUCUUCAAGAAGGUAAAUCAUCUCGCAAUGUUGCAAAAUGUGUUGAUUGUUCACAGUCAGCUGUGUCUAAAAACUGCACCGAGUAAGAACAACAUGGGAAGGUUGUAAAAAGGCAAGAAUACUGGUAGACCGAGGGAAGUAUCAAAGCAUCCAGACAGAAAACGUAGAGCAAUACAUCUUGGAAACAGAAAAUGCCAAGCAGAAUAAAUGACCGAGCUGUAAGAAACCACCUUAAGGAAAUGGGAUUUGAAUACAGAAAAGCUAAACGAAAGCAGUAAUCUAAACAGAAACAACCAAGGUAACAAUGGGCUAAGGAAAAACAAUGGUGGACUAUGGAUGACUGGAUGAAUGUUAUGCUCAGUAAUGAAUUGUGAAUUUGCAUCAGGCAAAGUGAUGAUACUGCAACUUUUGUUUGGUGCCGAUUCAAUGAGAUUUAUGAAGACGACUGCCUGAAGAAAAGAUGCAAAUGUCCACAGUCCUUGAUGAUAUGGGUCUGCUGUCAUUACAUCUUGAAUAAACGCACACGGCGGUCACUGGUGCGCUUUGCAGCCCAGUGUGAAGCUGCUGGGAUGAGGAUCAGCACCUCCAAAUCUGGCGCCGUGGUUCUCCGUGGGAAAAGGGUGGACUGCUCUGAGUCUGUUUCACAAUGAGGGAAGAAUGGAACUCAGGAUUGACGGACGGAUUGGUGCAGGGUCAGCCGUGAUGGAGUCACUGUACUUCUCUGUUGUAGUGAAGGAGCUGAGCCAGAAGGCGAAGCUCUCGAUUUACUUGGUUAGUCUCCAGUCCUACCCCAAAGAACAAGGUUGGGAAUACAAAAGAGUUUCCGCAGCAAGAUGUUCGGGAUCUCCCUCAGAGAUAGGGUGAGGAAUUCGGUCAAUCGGGGAGAGACUCAGAGAGGAGCCAGCUGAGGGAGCUUGGGCAUCUCCCACAAAUGACUCCUGGAAGCCUCCUUGGGGAGGCGUCUAAGGCAUGUCCAGCCAGGAGGAGGCCUCCGGGCAGACUGAGGACACGCUGGAGGGACUAUGUCUCACAGCUGGCCUGGGAACGCCUCGGUGUGUCCCUGG
Nerophis lumbriciformis (worm pipefish) is the source of this 5528-nucleotide messenger RNA. RefSeq names its product armadillo repeat containing 2 (gene armc2). Gene Ontology annotation, biological process: cilium organization; sperm axoneme assembly. The record is from RefSeq and is a predicted model, not a curated record. NCBI's taxonomy places the organism in Eukaryota, Metazoa, Chordata, Actinopteri, Syngnathiformes, Syngnathidae. Gene Ontology annotation, molecular function: protein binding.